AAAAAUAAAUAAAUUCCAACAGAGCUCCACUGGUAAGGGACAGAGAUAACAUAAUUAAAAAGAAGAGGCUUUACUCUCCAAGCUUGAAACUUUAAUCUUUCUCCUUUUGAUCAAAACCUGAAGAUUGUUCCUUUUUUUUCUUCUAAUCGUUUUCUUUUUUCAGUGAUGAACCGCCAUUCACCUUCAACAAGAUGAAUGGUUUCUCCGCCGUAGAUGGCUUUGUGAAGAUAACUGAAUCCCUAGCAGAUAUGAUCAAGUUCGCAGCGAAUGAACCAUCAGUUGGACUUUUCUACAUUCAACAGCACACCGAGAAUGCCAUUCCAAAUGUAGUCCAUCUCCGUGAUCAUGUUGUAGAGAAGUCUCAUGAAGCAACAUUACACACUGAGGACUUGGAAGAUUCUAUCACCAUGGUGAGAUCGAUGAAGGAAUGCGGUUUCCCAAUUGCAGAUGAGAUGAUUAAAGACAUUAAGAGUUCGUUAACAUUAAUGUCCGCAAAACAACCAAAGAGAGGUUUGAUCCAAAGUUCUGCUUCAAGCUUUCAGAUGGGAAGAACAAACUCUUGGGGACCAAUGUCAUGGGGUCCCGGUUCCGGAAAUGCACAGUUUGGUGGCAGUACUUAUUUUUCGACUGUAAUCAAGUCCGCAAAACAAAAAGCAAGCAAUCUUAAGUGGUCGCAAAUUGAUUCCAAGGAACAGGUGGAAACCGAACCCCAUAAGCCGCCUCUGCAACCAGAUCCACCGUUAUCGGUUGCAUCUACCAGCACCAGUACAAUUCCAGAUACAGAAGCUGAUGAGCUACCUGUAUCGAGUCAAAUGGCUGAUGAAGUCAACGAAGAAGACAAAAUGGAAGAAACCAAAGACGACAUCGAACCUCCGCAUCAAAAAUUAUCAUUCUUGCCUGAAAACUAUGAAGAUUUCAAGGCUGACAAAGAGGCUAAAUUAGAACAAUGGUUGCAAGGUACUGAAGGCAAAAAUGGAUGAAAGCAAGGGAGGUAGUGACACAAGUGAGCUUUGGAAAUACUGUUUUACUAAUAUGGAUUGGUAUGAUUCACCUAUGUUAGGUCCUAACUUAAUUUUGUUUUGAAAUACGAUUGAA
Messenger RNA from Hibiscus syriacus, 1095 nucleotides. RefSeq lists its product as uncharacterized. The transcript has 3 exons. The coding region runs from base 192 to 980 and encodes 262 amino acids. The record is from RefSeq and is a predicted model, not a curated record. Lineage: Eukaryota; Viridiplantae; Streptophyta; Magnoliopsida; Malvales; Malvaceae.